Molecule: messenger RNA, 2617 nt
Organism: Passer domesticus (house sparrow)
Lineage: Eukaryota; Metazoa; Chordata; Aves; Passeriformes; Passeridae
Gene: MATN3
Product: matrilin 3
Exons: 7
Coding region: 942-2174 (410 amino acids)
Molecular function (GO): calcium ion binding
Source: RefSeq, a predicted model, not a curated record
AGUGAGUGUGUGUGUGUCUGACCACGAGUGGGCAAAGAGCUCCUGCCAAGGGCUGUUUGUUGACUGUCCAAGUGGGUGGCUGACCAUGUGUGUGAGCAGUACUUGACAGCAGCAGGCACUGCCUGAAAUUUGUCUGGGGGCUGUGUGCUUGUGCUCGUGCUCCUGCUCAAAAAAGCUGCAGUGUUCUGAGAGAGAAAAGCCCUUCUACUCCCCUGGAGCCCUGCCCUGUGGCUUUCUCCUGCUUGAAGGUGGUGGUCCCUCUUCCCUGCUACCGUUUGCAGCCUUUGGGAAUGUGAUGGUGUCCUCUUCCGUGCUCUUGUGGUAGAACUUGCUGAAGUGAGUCACUGCCUGCCUGAUACUGUACAACGCUGGGGGCUUGGUGGUUCCUCUUCUAAAUCAAGGCUUCCUGUUCCCCUGAUGGAGGUGAUGGGAGAGAAGAUGAUCCUGCAGUCCAACAGGAUACAGAUUUGGUAAAGGUGUCUUCUAAAGCCCUGUGCUGGAGAUCAGAGUGCCUUUGAGCUUUCCCAAAGCUCACUGCAGCUUCCUGCAGGAACUGCCCAAAAUGUCCUUGGCCAAAUUUGGCAACAGAGCGGGCAGUUCUUGUGCCUCGGUGAUCAUACCAGGAGCUUUUCUCCCGUUCUUUGCAACUGCUGCCCUGGAGACUGAGAUGCACAAUUAGCCUGGAAGGAAGAACGGUGUCUCAGCUCCCCCUGCGCCCAGGUUCCGGCCCUGCCACACAUGCCCAACCAGGAGCGCUGAUCCUCGCCCCGCUCCCUCUCCCCAGGGCAGAGCGCCCGUCGGGGCGGGGGAGCGAGGGCCAGAGGGCCGCCCCGGGAGGAGGCGGCGGGGGCGGCCGAUGUCCCCUCGGUGUCCCGUCCCCCUUCGCGCUCCCGGCGGCUUUAAAGGCGGCGCGGGGCCGGGGCAGCAGCAGCAGCAGCAGCAUGGGGCGGUGGCUCGGCGUGCUGGGCUUGGGCUGCUGCCUGGCGCUGGCGCAGCUGCCGCUGCCCGCGGCCCCGCGGGGCCCCGCGCUCCGCCCGCGCCGGCAGCCGCGCCCCGGCGGCCGCUCCGCAGACACUGCCUGUAAGAACCGGCCUCUGGACCUCGUCUUCAUCGUAGACAGCUCCCGCAGCGUCCGGCCUGAAGAGUUUGAGAAGGUGAAAAUCUUCCUGUCAGAAAUGAUUGAUACCCUGGAUGUUGGUGAAAGAACGACGCGUGUGGCGGUCAUGAACUACGCCAGCACUGUCAAGGUGGAGUUUCCCCUCCGGACCUACUUUGACAAAGCCUCUCUGAAGGAGGCCGUGUCUCGCAUCGAGCCCUUGUCUGCUGGCACGAUGACCGGCCUUGCCAUCCAGACUGCCAUGGAAGAAGUCUUCACCGAGGAAAUGGGCACCCGGCCAGCCACCUUCAACAUCCCCAAGGUGGUCAUUGUUGUGACGGACGGACGGCCACAAGACCAGGUUCAAGACGUGGCGGCAAGGGCGCAGACAGCCGGCAUCGAGAUCUACGCGGUCGGGGUGGACCGGGCAGACAUGGAGUCCCUGAGGAUGAUGGCCAGCGAGCCUCUGGAUGAACACGUCUUCUAUGUGGAGACCUACGGUGUGAUCGAAAAGCUGACAUCCAGAUUCAGGGAGACUUUCUGUGCUGUGAACGUGUGUGCCCUGGGGACCCACGGCUGCCAGCAGCUCUGUGUGAGUCACGGGGCAUCCCACCUCUGUGACUGCUAUGAAGGAUACACCCUGAAUCCAGACAAGAGAACCUGCUCAGCUGUGGACGUGUGUGCAUCUGGGAGGCACGAGUGUGACCAGAUCUGUGUGAGUAACAAUGGGUCCUAUGUCUGUGACUGCUAUGAAGGCUACACCUUGAAUCCAGACAAGAAGACUUGCUCAGCCAUGGACAUGUGUGCUCCUGGGAGGCAUGACUGUGCCCAAGUCUGUGUGAGUAAUGAUGGAUCCUACAGCUGUGGCUGCUAUGAAGGAUACACUCUGAAUCCAGACAAGAAGACUUGCUCAGGAGCCAUAACGAGCAGUCUUGUAACUGAUGAAGAGUCCUGUAAGUGUGAAGCCAUAGCUGCCCUCCAGAACUCAGUGACCUCAUACCUUGAAGCUCUAUCCACAAAAUUAGAGGAAGUGUCUGAGAAGCUGCAGGCAUAUCAAGACAGACAGCAGAUUGUCUGAGCUAUCAUUUUGCUUUAUUUUAAAAUAAUUUUUCAGCCUUUUUAUUGUUUUCAGGAAGCUUUAUUUCAUUGCACAGCUUACAAAACAGCAGUGGUUUAUUAUUAUCGACAAACGUCAGGAAGACUUCAGGAAGACAAGAGUCUUGAAAACACAGUGACCCUGAGGAUCUUCAUGUUCAGUCACUUUAUAGCCAUGAAGCUACUCAUACCUGCUGUGCUUCAGUUUCUACUGCAGAUACUGCUUUUCUGUAGUAACUGCAUUUUUUAUUAUCUUACUUCAAAGUAAAUACAGAAAAAAAAAUGAAUGGAUACAGUCUAUCACAUUAUAUAAAACUUUGAAAUGGCAAGGCAGAAUGCAAAAAUGUGCCUAUGUCUUCUUUCAAUUAAUGGGAAAGUAAGUUGGGUUCUUGUAACUUAUUUUAAUAAAAUAUAAUAUGAUAUGCA